Molecule: messenger RNA, 591 nt
Organism: Symbiodinium necroappetens
Lineage: Eukaryota; Dinophyceae; Suessiales; Symbiodiniaceae
Source: the annotation of a GenBank genome assembly
AUGUCCGAAACCUCUCCGAUCGCCAUAAAGUCCAAAAAAAUCCUCGCUUCGGCCUGGGGCAGCCUGACCGAGUAUGUUUUGGGUGUCAAACGGGCCGACGGCGCGCCCGUUCAAUUGGUCCGCGAGAUCUAUGACCACGGCAGCGCGGCGGCGAUUCUGCUGCUCGACAGCGAGCGCAGGGUCAUGACGCUGGUGCGCCAGUUCCGGCUGCCGCCCCACCUCAAUGGCGAGGACGGCAACAUGAUCGAAGUGUGCGCCGGGCUGCUCGACGCGGAUGACCCCGAGACCUGCGCGAAAAAGGAAGCGCUCGAGGAGACCGGGAUCGUGCCCUCGAGCCUGCGACCUGCUUUCGAGAUUUACGCCAGCCCCGGCUCGCUGAGCGAGAAAAUCCACUGCUUUGUCGGCUUUUACGACGCGGCAUGCCGGCGUGGACCCGGCGGCGGACUGGCCGAGGAAGGCGAAGAGAUCGAGCUGGUCGAGAUCGGCUUCGAUGCGGCGCUGGACAUGAUCGACAAUGGGCAUAUCGUCGACGCCAAGACCGUCGCGCUGAUCCAGCACGCAGCGCUCAAGGGGUUGCUGUCCACGUCCUAG